Messenger RNA from Pleurotus ostreatus (oyster mushroom), 1557 nucleotides. RefSeq lists its product as uncharacterized. The transcript is spliced from 11 exons. Gene Ontology annotation, molecular function: oxidoreductase activity, acting on paired donors, with incorporation or reduction of molecular oxygen; iron ion binding; heme binding. Bases 1 to 1557 code for a protein of 518 amino acids. Lineage: Eukaryota; Fungi; Basidiomycota; Agaricomycetes; Agaricales; Pleurotaceae. The record is from RefSeq and is a predicted model, not a curated record.
AUGGAUAACAAGCAUAUCAUAAUCAUUCUCGCCCUGGUCGGAGGCCUGUUUGUGUAUCGCAAACGCAGCUCGAACAAACGUCCACCUCUCCCACCUGGUCCACCGGCUGACCCAUUGAUUGGCCACCUACGAGUCAUGCCAACUGACAACCACGAGCUGGUAUUUCUUGAAUGGUCGAAACUAUAUGGGGAUGUCAUGCAUCUCAAAGUCCUCAGUCAUAAUAUCAUUGUACUCAACAGCGUGGAGGCAGCUACCGACCUUCUCGAGAAGCGCAGCGCAUUGUACAGUGACCGACCAAACAUGACCGUAUACGUAGAAAUUGGGUGGGAUCCAAUUUUGGUAUUCUUGCCGUACGGUUCACGCUUUCGUAAACAUCGCCAACUCCUACAUUCACAUUUCGGCCAGCGUGCCAUCUCCAAAUUCCAGCCUAUCCAACUCCAGAAUGCGUUGAUUCUCGCACAAGGACUAAUGGAUAAUACGAAAGACUACCAACAUGUCCUUGGCAGGUACACCACGGCCAUAGUGAUGCGCGUUGCGUACGGUCACCACAUUUUUUCCGAUGAUGAUGAAUUUGUACAGAUCGCACACGACAGCGGGUAUACUUUGAACAACGCAGGUCCACCUGGAGGAACUGCAGUUGACCUUUUCCCUAUUUUAAUGAAUUUCCCCUCGUGGUUUCCUGGGACUCAUUAUGCUUCCUUUGCUCGAGAGUGGAGAUGGGCGGUUAAGAAGCUGUGCAAUCGCCCAUAUGAGUAUGUGAAACAACGGAUGGCGGAAGGCACGGCGGAGCCAUCUUUUCUCCUCGAGCAACUUGAGGCAACAUCAGGGAAGAAACUUACAGACGACGAAGUAGAGGAUAUUAAGGGGUGCGCAGGCGUCAUCUUCGUCGCAGGUGGCGAGACUACUUGGUCGAGCCUAGAAACAUUCUUCUUGGCGGUUCUACGUCACCCGGAGGUGCAGAAGAAAGGCCAAGAAGAGAUUGACCGUGUUAUUGGACCUGACCGGCUUCCUACUUUUGAAGACUACGAUUCCUUGCCAUACGUGGAGUGCGUUGCACAAGAGAUAUUAAGGUAUUGCUCUCCCAUCACUGCCGACAUGGCUCACGAACACUCAGGCGUGCCGCACCGCUCCACGGAGGAUGAUAUUUACAAAGGCAUGUUCAUCCCGAAAGGCUCAAUAAUUUUCGCAAACAUCAUGGGUAUGUCUAUGGACGAAAGUGUUUACGCUGAACCAACUCGGUUCAAUCCCGAUCGCUAUUUGCCCAAGUCCCAUGGCGGCAACGGAGAGCCCCAUCUAGAUGCUGCUUUUGGAUUUGGCAGAAGGAUUUGUCCAGGAAGACACCUUGCAGUAGCGAGUAUAUGGAUUGCUGUUGCGACGAUAUUCGCUACAGUGGACAUCAACAGGGUCAAGGACGUAGAUGGAAAUGAAAUUACGCCAGAACUAGAAUUUGAAACAGGAAUCACCAGCCGCCCGAAACGAUUUCAGUGCAAGACGUCGCCUAGGUCUGAGAAGGCAUCUAGUCUUGUGGCUGUUGAAUGUGCUAUGUUGUCGGGGUAG